This is a messenger RNA of Mytilus californianus (California mussel), 1030 nucleotides long. RefSeq names its product protein Abitram-like. Gene Ontology annotation, biological process: dendrite morphogenesis; regulation of filopodium assembly; regulation of actin filament polymerization. The record is from RefSeq and is a predicted model, not a curated record. Bases 116 to 685 code for a protein of 189 amino acids. Gene Ontology annotation, cellular component: lamellipodium; filopodium tip; dendrite. Lineage: Eukaryota; Metazoa; Mollusca; Bivalvia; Mytilida; Mytilidae. The transcript has 5 exons. Gene Ontology annotation, molecular function: actin filament binding; actin monomer binding.
ACUGUACGUCAAACUUCCUGUUAAAGUGAAAGUAGACCACGACUAGCAGACCAUCUACACUUGAUUAUUGUAUAGCAAAUUUGCUGCCUUGCUUGUUGGUUAAACUUUCUUAAUUAUGGAAACUAACAUAGAGCAUGCGACCAAUGAUCAAUCUGAAUCUAAAACUGGAUCUGACAAAACUCACUUGAGUGUAGUCGAAAGAUACUACAAACCAAAAUAUAUUCUAGAUUGUCAGGCUAAUGAAGAUGAAGAUCUCUGUAUACUCACACAUUCAAACAGAAUUUGCAUUAUUACACUGGCACCUUCUCAUCCAGUUGUUAGAGAUAAGAAAACAAUAAAACAGAUCAGUUUUAAAGUUGGAGGUGUUGAUAGACUUAACAACAAAGUUUCUGGAAAGGGGAAAAGGGGAGCACAAGAAUUAAAUGCUGGAUCACCAAUAUGCAAGAUUGCAUGUGUUGAUGGAGAAGAAUUUACUGUUUAUUCAGGAAUAAAAGGACAGCUAAUCGAGGUUAAUGAAUGUCUGAUACAAAACCCAGAAUUAAUCCUGAAAAAACCACUUACAGAAGGAUACAUCGCCAUUGUGUUACCUAAGCUUAAAGACCAUGAACAAGUUCUUAAAAAAUUAAAAACAGAGGAAGAAUACAAACAAAGAAGAGUUGAUUUCUCGGGUGCUGGAGGGAGUUGAAAUUUAAUGAUAUCGUCUAGAAAAGAUACCCGUAUUGCAGUUCAUAAUCUUUGAUCAUUCUAUUGAUCAAGAUUUUAUAAUUUGUUUGAAACACCGAAUUCAGUAACUGAACGUAUAAAAGAGUGGCAUAUUGUAAAUUGAGUUAUGCUUCCAAAUUUAACAAGUUGCACAAGACAUGACAAAUGUUAGAAUUACAUAACUUAACUAAAUAUGUAUCUGAUGACGAUAUUAUCUAUGUAUUGAAGAGUAUGUUGAAGUAAAUAAACCGGAAUAUAUAAAGAACCUGAAGAUGUAAAGUUUACAAAAAUACCAUAAUAUAAAGUAUGAAAUACAUUUUCCUUUAAA